Molecule: messenger RNA, 2070 nt
Organism: Grus americana (Whooping crane)
Lineage: Eukaryota; Metazoa; Chordata; Aves; Gruiformes; Gruidae
Gene: UBE2A
Product: ubiquitin conjugating enzyme E2 A
Exons: 6
Coding region: 285-743 (152 amino acids)
Biological process (GO): proteasome-mediated ubiquitin-dependent protein catabolic process; protein polyubiquitination; DNA repair
Cellular component (GO): HULC complex
Molecular function (GO): ubiquitin conjugating enzyme activity
Source: RefSeq, a predicted model, not a curated record
GCCCCCGCGCCGCGGUGGUAGAGGCUGGGCUGGGGGCUUAGCGGCAUCCGGCUCCGCCCCCUCUCCCCGCGGCCGUUGGUACGUCCCGGGAUCGCCCGGCAGCAGACGCAGGAGUCAGUGCAGCCCAGGGCCUCCCCCCGUGUCCGCCUCAGUGGUAGAGGCCGCGAUCGCUCCUGUUCGUCAGCGCUGCCGUUGCCUCAGUUGGAGUUCGUUGCCGCUGCCGUCUCUGGGCCCUCCGUGUUCCCUCUGAUAGUGUAUGAGUGAUCUAUAACCCUGAGCCCGACAUGUCCACUCCGGCCCGUAGGCGCCUCAUGCGGGACUUCAAGAGGCUGCAGGAGGAUCCCCCGGCCGGGGUGAGCGGGGCCCCCUCCGAAAACAACAUCAUGGUGUGGAACGCCGUCAUCUUCGGGCCCGAGGGGACGCCUUUCGAGGACGGAACUUUCAAACUGACAAUAGAAUUCACAGAAGAAUAUCCGAAUAAGCCACCUACUGUUAGAUUUGUCUCUAAAAUGUUUCAUCCAAAUGUCUAUGCAGAUGGUAGUAUAUGUCUGGAUAUUCUUCAGAAUCGUUGGAGUCCUACUUACGAUGUCUCCUCCAUCUUAACAUCCAUACAGUCUCUAUUGGAUGAGCCAAACCCUAACAGUCCAGCAAACAGCCAGGCAGCUCAGCUAUACCAAGAGAAUAAGCGGGAAUAUGAAAAACGGGUUUCUGCAAUAGUAGAACAGAGCUGGCGUGACUGUUGACCCAGGACGAUGCAAAUGAACACUCUGAUGAGGAAAAUAAAGUGUCUGAGUCAUCUUUUUCCUCCUAGCAUUUACUUUGAAAGCAGAAUAGCUGUUGUGCUGUUGCCACCCUCCCUUGCUGAAGCUUCUUCUCCUCGGACAUCAGAAAGCACCCACUUUGAAGUCAAAUGUUCUGUACUUGGGUUACUUGCAAAAGAGUUACUGAUGCUGAAUUCAUUUUCUGUGGUCCUUCUCCAGUCUUAGGGCAGUAUUGUGCAUUUCUGUAGUGUACACUAAGCUUUUAAUUGUAAUUGUGUUAUACACAGUGAUGCUUAUGUGUAGCUUGAUAAAAGGGAUGUUUAUAUACAUACACAUUUUUUUAACUGAUAUUAACUAAAGUGCUGAUCUGUCCAGGCUGGUCAUUUACCUCUACUAUUGGUUUAGACCCCACUGCAUUUGUAAGUACUGAGUGAAGAAAUAACCUCAUUUCCCUUUUGUAUUGGUUUAUCAACUCCUUACUCAUUGAAAAAAAAAAAAAAAAAUCCCAACUCUUAAAUUGAUUCCAAUUCAAAUAGUAAGACUGUGGAAUGCUAGUUACUGCUGCACUUCACAUGCAAGAUUUAUGUACAGAUAUACAUAAAUCACUACAGUUGUGGUACUUUACCUUUGCUUAGGGUGAGAAACAACCCCUUUUUUUUAUUUUAUUUUAAAGGACAUGCCUACGGAGACUGCUUCAGUAAGUUUCUAUAGUCCUGUCACUGAGGCAUUACUGGACAAAACCAGGUAGAACUGUGGUACUCUGAGCAAAAGACCUUCCACAUUAAGGAAGAGGUAGAACCUGAAGUGUUCCAGUGGUGGAAUGACUCUCCUUCAGUGUCUCUUUCCUGCCCCUUAUCUUUAGCUGAGAAAGAUAAGUUCUUGGGGAUCCAACUUUGCCUUGUGGAAAAUUUGAAUAAAGUACAGGGUAGGCACUUGAGUCUCUGCAGUUUCUGCUCUUUGUAGAUUACUCUGUGGUUUGUGUGAGCUACUGCUGCAUGCUUGAGUUAGUUUCCCUUCAGUUUUAUGAAAGUAUUUUUUUCAACUCUGAAAAAAAAAACCCCAAACAUUUGUAAGUCCAGACUCACUUUUUUUGUACGGCUAAGUUUGUACAUUUGGAUACAGUACCUUAAGCAGCAGUGUGGGAUGAAACCUACAAUUGUGUUGUCCACUGUUCCAGUGUCUUUUGUGUGCACAUUGGUCUGUUAGUUGAGAAGUUUAACUUUGCACAAGUAACCCAUGUAAGAAACUGUACAUUUUUCAAAAGUUGUAAAUAAAGUGUAACCUUAGUGCUUAUUGUAUAAAUAGGCAA